CAGGACUACCUCGAUUCAGGCUCAGGAUUUUCAUCAGUCGUCCAGAAUUCACCAGCCAUGAAGCACACUCUGCGAGCUUUACCUUUCCUCCUAUACUUUGCAGCACUUGCACUUGCUUUGCCUGCUUCCGUCGUCGAAGAUGUCAAGUCUUCUGAUAUUAAGAACAGCAAAGUAAAACGUGCUCCAGUCAACGCUGAAAGCCAUGGAGAAUCUCGUCCAACAGCUGUUAAGCGCGGCUUGAAUCUUAAGAACGGACAGCUUCCUCUGUUGACCGAAUGGGAUCAGCAACGAUUCCGAUUCCCAUCCGAGGAAGAACCUUUCGCCGCUUCACCUCUGUACACCUCCGAAGAUGAAUUGGGAAACGACAAGACCGUCGCCGAAUACGAAAAGGGCUUUCGCUACGGAGUCAACAAGGAUAAAUUGGAUGAGGCCUUAGAGAAUGCCAUCCUGAAAUCCGAAUUGUACGGCGAACCUGCGGCCGUCAAUCAAUAUCGUUAUUACGGAAUGGAAGGCGACAAGAAGCGGAAGCGUCGAAAUGCCCAGAAAACCAGGAUGGAUAAUCGGUACAAGCGUGAAGUGGAUCUGAGCCCCGAGGACAUUCUGGCAAUUCUAACUUUGUGGGAGAACGAGCGUCAGCACGGUCCUCCGGCUAAUUUCCAUCCUUCCUGGCAACGUUUCGACAACUUCGACAUGGAUUCGAUUUCCGGUGACAAGAAUGAACCUGAAAUCGAACAGAACGAUGAGGAUUGGUUGGAUUCUCCCGUUUAUCCGCAUAUUUCUGAGCAUUUGUCACCGAUGAAUCCCAACUACUAUUACGACUCCAAGCCGCAGGUGUACGAGAAGCGCAGAAUGUGGGGUGAAUAUCCCGAUAAGAAGAAGCGUUUCAUGGUGGCCAAGAAGAGCAACGAUCCCACUAGGGAGAUUCGCUUCUUGAAUGGUCCCACUCGCAAUAACUACUACACUCUUUCCGAGCUUCUAGGUGCCGCACAACAGGAGCAGAACGUUCCUCUCUACCAACGCUACGUCUUGUAAUUCCCACAUAUCCCAUACCUAUAUAAUCUAUCUAACGUAUCUAUGAAUGUGUCAAAUCGAUGUAUAUUUUUUGAAGUCAGAAACGAUAUAAAAUAAUUUUAUUGUUAACAUAUUAUAUGA
Nicrophorus vespilloides is the source of this 1152-nucleotide messenger RNA. RefSeq names its product prohormone-2-like. The record is from RefSeq and is a predicted model, not a curated record. NCBI's taxonomy places the organism in Eukaryota, Metazoa, Arthropoda, Insecta, Coleoptera, Silphidae. The transcript has 4 exons. The coding region runs from base 58 to 1032 and encodes 324 amino acids.